Messenger RNA from Cryptotermes secundus, 6437 nucleotides. It is a transcript of the gene Gas8, whose product is annotated as dynein regulatory complex subunit 4. Gene Ontology annotation, cellular component: microtubule; Golgi apparatus; motile cilium. Gene Ontology annotation, molecular function: microtubule binding; small GTPase binding. The transcript has 8 exons. Gene Ontology annotation, biological process: cell motility. The record is from RefSeq and is a predicted model, not a curated record. Lineage: Eukaryota; Metazoa; Arthropoda; Insecta; Blattodea; Kalotermitidae. Bases 85 to 1536 code for a protein of 483 amino acids.
GAUAAACAAAUGAAAUAUUGACUUAUUAUUUGUUUGGGGGCAGAACGUCAACCUAUCGAACAUUUUAUACACCAAAUCCUCAGAAUGCCUCCAAAAAAAAAAGGUGGUGGUGGGGGAAAAGGAGGAAAGAAAAAAUCGGAAGGUUAUGUCAUUGAUGGUGUAUCAACAACAGAAAUGACUCGAGAACAGCUAGAAGUAUUUGCCCACCGCUUACGGGAGGAGAUGGAAAGGGAGCGAGAAGAACGCAACUUCUUCCAACUUGAAAGGGACAAACUCAGAACAUUCUGGGAAAUAACAAGACAACAACUGGAGGAAAACCGUGCAGAACUGAGGAACAAAGAUAGAGAAAUUGAAGAAGCUGAAGAAAGGCACCAGGUGGAGAUCAAAGUUUACAAACAAAAAGUGAAACACCUCCUUUAUGAGCAUCAGAACAAUCUGUCAGAACUUAAGGCAGAGAGCAUGGUGUCACUUAAGAUGGCCCAAGAUGACUACAAUGAACAGGAAAUGGAACUCCUCAAAGACAAAAGAAAAUUGAAAUAUCAGCAUAAGGAACAAGAACUAGCACAUGAAGAUGAGAUUCGAGCAAUAUGCAUGAAACACAGUGAAGAGCUUAAUAAGGUCCGUGCUACAUUCGAGGUUGAAGCUCGAGAGAUUGAAGCAAAAUACGAAAAGCGGCUAACAACUCAGAGAAAUGAACUUAAUUUAAGGCACAGAAUGGAAUUAACUGAAAUUGAAGAACGAAAAAAUAAGCAAGUAGCUGAGUUAAUUAAGAAUCAUGAAAAUGCAUUUUCAGAGAUUAAGAACUACUAUAAUGACAUUACUCUUAACAAUCUUGCUCUCAUUAGUAGUCUCAAGGAGCAGAUGGAAGACAUGAAGACGAGAGAAGAACAUAUGGAAAAGCAGUUACGUGAUGUCACAACAGAAAAUCACAAAUUGGUAGAACCACUUCAGCGAGCCCAGGCUGAAGUUACUGAGUUGAGCCGCCAACUGAGAAACUAUGAAAAAGACAAGGUGUCAUUAGCCAACACAAAAUCUCGUCUUUCAAUAUGUCAAAAGGAAUAUGGCGAGCUGAAAUGGGAAAAUGAGGUCCUGGAACUCCGAUUUGAAAAGUUGCAACAAGAACGAGAUGAGCUACACAAUCGAUUUGUAACUGCAAUAUUAGAACUGCAGCAAAAGGCAGGGCUCAAGAAUGUCUUACUUGAGAAGAAACUGGCAGCACUGAAUGAUCUACUAGAGCAGAAAGAAGCUCAAAUCAACGAGGUUUUAGCAGCAGCUCAUCUAGAUCCAACAGCCAUGACCACUGUUAACAAGAAACUUGAGGAGCUGUUGUGUCGGAAAAAUGCUGCCCUCCAAGAUCUGCAGUACGAGUUGGCAAGGGUGUGCAAGGCACAUGAUGACCUUCUCCAGACAUAUGAAGGGAAGCUUCAGCAAUAUGGCAUACCAAAAGAGGAGCUAGGUUUCACCCCACUACAGGCCAGCAUGGGUGGCACCCGAAUAGGCCGCGGUCCAGCUGGACUUGUCACCGCCAAUCAGUAGACAGAUCUUGUCACAUAACAGUAAACAUAUCAUGCUGCACUGAAUAAAACUGAAACAACUUCUAUAGGUGUCAUGACAGUAUAUUUCUAGAGAUAUCAAUGUCAUUAUUCAUGCAGCCACAUCAGAAGUAUGCUGUAGUUAGGAAAUGGAAGAAAACUAUAAGACAUCACAAACGUAAAUAUGAAUACAAUGCACUUUCUGUCCCUGGGCAAUGUGAUCUUUAAUCAAAUGUAAUUAUUAAGAAGAAUGGGAUUUCCAGUAACACAUUUCGCCAUACAAAAACUGAAAUCUAUUUUCAUAUUUGUAGAACUUUUUUAGCCGAUACAAAAUAAUGGUUAGUGUAAAUAUUGCCCUGUGUACUGUGUAAAAUAUACUGUUCUAUGAUGCAAGUUAUUAUUAUUAUUAUCCCUUAAGAUUCAACACCACUAACAUUUCAACCAACCACUUAACAUAAUCCUAUUCCCGCUCACAUCCUCACAAUCCAAAUUUAUAAGCUUAAUUUUAACACCACAAUAAUUUCAACAUGAUAUUAUUAAAAAAUGCCUUUAUAUUACAAUCCCUUCUCUGUAGUGUAUAUAUAUAUGUAUCAAACAUUAAGACACAACAGGAUGCGUACUAUGAAGAUGGAAGAGAAAGUUAAGUCAUAACAUCAUUUUUCAGGAGAAGAAACAUCUUCAGAUGUUCAGGCAGCAUACUUGGCAACUUGAUAUUUCUUGCCAGUGACUGGAAAGCACUAUGUUUUAGUAACAUCACUUGUUCCAACUUGAUCCUUUUUAUAACAAAAACGUUAUGAUGUACUUAUCUAAUUUUAAUCAAUUUCUUUCUUUAUACAACAAUCGUGGUGAAUUAAGUGGUAACAGAACAAGUUUUUCUUCAAGUCUCUUCAGUUUUUCUCAAAGCUGAAACCCUGAAGGGAUAUUCAGACCUAUAAGCAACCUGGGAAAGGCUGUGAACAGCCCAUGAUAAUAGAAGGAAUAAUAAAACUGGAAGGUAAAGCAGCCCACAAUUGGGUCUAAGGUUUCAAUUUUCUUCUAUGAUAAUAAUUCAACUCAAAAUUAAUGGGACUGUUAUUGUAAACAAAGACUAUAUAAGAUUUUAUUAACAUAUCCUAUAAUAAUAUGAAACAUUUAUUUAGCACAUUGCAUGUAUGCACAUAUUUUCUGCAAACAGUGAUGUGGAAGAAAAGAAACAGCUAAAGCACGAAUUCUGCUCUAAUUAUAAAAUGGCAUAGUAUUGUUAAGAACUAACAUUGUUACAGAUUUUCUCCUACAUUUUUAACAAGUUAUUUGUACUAAGAUUUCUUUCUCAGACAAUGCAAUAUUCUUCCAUUAUAUAGCAUUCUUAUAAUCUAAUAUUGCAUCAUACAUAUCUUUAAAAAUUAUUUUCUGGUUGAAAGAAAGAAGACACCAGUUUAAACUGGAAUUUCUCUGAUUGCACAUGGAUAAUCUUGCCACCAAGACAAAGAGAAUAACAUUUCACAAAUAUUUACAUGGAAACCAUAUAAUUGAUGCAAUUAUGCUGUAGGGAAAUUAAUGGCUUUAUCCCCUUCACCAAAAUUCUGUUUCAUGUAAUCACUUCCAACAAAUUCCCACUCCGCCCCACGUGCCUUCAUUGUGUGGUGGCACUGGGACAAGUUCAUUAUGAAUUAUUAAUAUGUUUAAUAUACCAAGGAGGAAUCCCCCCCCCCUUUUACACCUCUACAUUCACUGUUACUGUAGCCAAAACUGUCUUGUUUUUUUAAUUUUUAAGCAUCAAUUUAAAAAGUCUGAAGUAUGUGUAAAUAAUAAACAAAACUGUAUCAUAAUUACUUUCAAUGCCUUAUGAUUUUGAAUACCUAUUUUAUGAACAACCAAACCUUAUAUUUAUUAUUCACUUCCAUUUUCAAUUAUUUCAAGUUUUCAAUGCAUGUAGAACUCCUUCCACCCUCCCCUUUUAACACUAACUUCCUUAAUGAGGCAUAAGGCUACAAAAUAUUUUAAAUAUGAUAUUUCAAGUCGGAAGAUGGCCUGCUAAAAAUAAUUUCAAAUAUUACUUCCGGCAGCUUAGGUCUUGACUUACGCAAAAUCUGUAAAAUGUUCUCAAAAACAAAGACAAACUCCGUGAUUUUAGUCCACAAGCGAACUAGUUCUCAUGCUACAAUAUUCUACAACACAAUUUAAGAAUUCAUAUUCUUCCAUUUAUAAGGAAUAUCCUUUUAAAACCAACUGUAGGGACGUUAUCCAUACAUUUCAGUUCUAAAUGGAAGUAAGUUCGGUGAGCUAUGGCACUGAGAUGUGAAGUACCUUCACUGCCGGAAAAGAUGUUGGGAGGUAAGCAGAGCUCAGCAUAUCAAGUGUUGUGGCUGAGAUAAGGCCAUGUGUUGAGUUCCGUUUCCACAACACUGGACCAUUUAUAAUUAUGCCUCUCAUUUUUGUGUAUCCAAGAGCUCAUGUACUACAAAACAACUUGUACAUUACUGUUGUUACAUCAACAAUCAUCAAUUGCUACAGCCUGCAGAAACAAGAACACAAACAAACUCAUACCCACAUCUUUUUAAUCCCUUCAGUCAAAAGGAGAACUGAUGUUGCUACAGAGAUGUGUACUACAUGGUAUCACAGAACUGAAGGACAUGAAUUCUAUUCAUGCUGGUGAUGGUAUCAAUAUUAUUCUUUGAAUACCACCUGGAUAGUAAUUCUAUGCCAUACUAGUGACAUCAUGAUACGUUUAGUUUUGGAGACUUUAUAGUACUAUUUCCUUUAAUCUGGUGACAAGUUUAAGCACAACACAGAAACAAUCAAGAACUCAGUAAGCAACUAUAUAUACUUUCUACACCAUGUGAGCAAACUGGCUUCUUUCCUACCACAUACAAAUUCUGGGAUAUUGUAACUUACCAAAUAAUUUAACAUAAAUGACAAUGACAUGAGUGUGUAUAUAAGGUUCUUUAAAGAUCUUCAAAUAUAUAUACUGCAGCCAAAACAUAUGUGGUGAAAGAAUACCUAUUAAAACACCGUCAAAAUUAUUUUCAAUCCCUAAGGAUUGAAAACUGUGGUAGUUCAUGUUUCAUAAUAACAUGCAAUUCAGCAUUGUCAUAGUUCAUAAAAUUCCAUUAACAGUAAAACUAACGAAAUAUUAAAACUGUAGAAGUCAUUAUUCAUUACAGUUCUCAGCUGCAUAAGAGUUUCUGCACCAAUCACAGAAUGGAAUCUUGCUAUGUCAAACUGCAAAACUGUUCAAAACUAUAUAUGAACAGAAAUGAGAUGCUUCAUUACAAUUAAACUGCUCAGAAGCCCAAUAUGCAACAUUAUCAUAAUUCUGAAAUUCUAUAAAUACAGAUUUAACUCUUCCAUAAUAAUUCUGACACUUUUUAAAACAACCCUCUCUGUAAUGGUCUAUUCUCUUAAACUUCUUAGUUCUACAUAGAGACUCCAGUUGUCCACUAAAAUAUUUGGUUUAAAAAGAUGAAAUACAUGCUCCAUAUCAAGUGGAAGAGGGCAUGGAAGAGGAUUAUCUCAAUCCAGAUUAUCUGUUAUACUAUUAUGACACAACAAUGGUUGACAAACUAUUGCUAUGAUGAAAGUAUAUCAAAAUAUGAGACAAAAGAGGGUAAUGGCCUCUUAUGGGUGUAAAUAUAAUUCUAUUAGCUAUUGUGCCAAAUCUUCUAUUUUCAUGAGUAAAUUUGUGCAACGUAAAUAUGGCAAGAACAUUCAACAUGCAGGGAUGGAAAAUAAGCAGUACACAUUUUGUUUAUAUAAUGGGAUGGUACAUUUGCAAUAAUCAGAGAAUCCUUGUUCUAGUAACAGUACUCUUCUUAGUGCAAAUACAUUCCUGAUUUGUGAAUCCUACAUAUGCACCCCCUCCCCCCAAGACAUAAAUUCAGAGGCAACUGUACAAGCCUUGAAGAUUAUACAUGUUUGACCCUUUACAUCCUAAUAACUGUAUACACCAUCCACCUUCACUUUAAAAGUACCUUUCUUUUCAGCCUACACAUUGUAUUUAUGUGCUUCAUACGAUUCUCAGAAUAAACAGCGAUUCCAUUCCUAAACAGCAAUAACCAAUUAACCUUUGCAAUGAAGACAAAGUGUGUUUCCUGUAUGACAGGAACUGAAUUGGUUGGUUGGUUGGUUUCCAAUAGCUGUAUUUGGGAUCAUUUAACCCACUUUGCUUCUUGCGUCCCAACAGAGAGUUCUUUUGGGAAGUUUUUUCAUGUAUUAUUUUGUGAAAUUUCAUGCUUCAAGGGAUUAGGCUAAUUUACCACAGUCAACAUGACAAAACUGGAAUACGCACAUUUCCAACAUGAAAGGAAAUUGGGAGAGGAUCGAUCAGCAUGUUUGAUGUAUUGAUAUUCAUUCCACCAUUUCACAAUUGGUACAAAUUAGAACCCUCAUUAGGUACUACACUGCUAUACAGUAUUCAGACAAUACGGAAACUCAAAUCUGCAACAACAACAAAAAAAAAAAACUUAAUUACUAUGUAUUUAAUAAUUACAACAGAUAUCAACAAUAUCCCAGCAUAUUUUUUCUAUAUGACAUUCUGCAUAUUGUCAUAAACUCUAAAUAUUACUAACAAGAUUCAUUUCUCUUAAAACAAAGAAUUGUAUUUACAGCACUUCGAAUGUUACGUUCGUCCCAUUCAGCGGGAACGAACAGGAAGCAACCCGCUGUGACAAUAUUUCCAACAGGAGGCAACAAAUCAACAUCAAAGAACAACAACCACAGCUGUUAAGUUCAGACCCAACAACUGGUGUGACAUUAACAAAAACUGAGGCACUGUUAUACAAAGGCUACACUAACAAAAGCCUAAAGGCAACUGCAGAAUUUUAUAAUUGAAGUUUAUAUUAGAAUGGUUAGGUACUCUUACUUAAGGCAAAGACAGAGAGAAAAAACAAUCUACAAACAUGAAAUCACAAUUCUUAUUCUCACAAA